UUCAAACAUGCAAACCACUGCUAUAGUUGAUACUCAUCUUAAUUGAGUCUAAAUGGAGCAACAUGUAACAAGUUUCUAGAUGUUUUGAAAUCAAUGCUUUCUGCCAUGUUAUAUAACGGUAUUGUUAUUCAUUUACUGUUGGAUUAAGAUCACUUCCGAAGACAUGUUAAGUAAAAUCAUGAGGUUUGUUUUAGAGAUUUUGUAUGUAUUUUAAGAGCUUGAAAAGUUGGGCACAGCUUUUUUCUGUUGCAUUUCUGUACCAGUUUCUACUUUUUGAGGUCUUUGUAGUUUUUCCCAUACAGAUCCUGCUAUUCUGCAUAUUCUAAUACCUAAUUAUGUUGUUGUUUUUUUACCACUAGGGCAACUGAAAAUAAGAAACAGUCACUUAAACAUCAGAUGGAGUCUUCAGUGACCCCUUUGGAAAGAAACAAGAUUCCAAGAUGUCUGAGAAGAAAAUGUCAUCGAGUCGCAAGCAUCAUCUGAAGAGCGUGAUGCUCCAGAUUGCUAAGGACUUGCUGGAGGCAGAGGCCAUAGAGGCAGUGGAAGAGAAAAAAAGGUACAUGGAUGAGAGCUGCCCCGCAUUGGACCUGCCUGGGUCAUUGGUGGAACUGCAGGAAAUGUGCAAGACAAUCCAUCACCAGCUUGAUAAAGUGGACGAGGAGAGAUACGACCUGGCAGGCAAAGUGGGCAAGUGUGACAAAGAGAUUGAUGAUUUGAGGAUUAAAGUGGUUGAGAUCCAGGGCAUUAAGAAGCCAGCUCUGAAGAAAGUGCGUAUGUCUGCUGAUGCUAUGCUCCAGGCUCUGCUGGGCUCCAAGCACAAGGUGACCAUGGAUCUGAGAUCCAAUCUGAAACAAGUGAAGAAGGAAGUCAAAGAGGAUGACAAAGAUACAGUUGGUGACUGGCGUAAGAACAUUGACGACAAGGCCGGCAUGGACGGCAGGAAGAAGAUGUUUGAGGCCGCAUAAACGCUAUGGCAAGACCAUUUCCCCCUGCUUUUCUCUGCGUCUUCAUUAAAUCAGUUGGUAGCCAUGGCCGUCUUUUGUGUUGGAUAUAUAAGGUGGUAUUGUGGUUAAGUCCCAGGUGGAUUUGUAUGACCUUGUUAUCGAUUUCACUGCUUCCUUUUUGUCUGUAUACCCCAGACCCAGGUAAUCACCUCACAGCAACUUGAACACAUUUUUAAAGGCACUUAUUGUAUAUGAAAUAAAUAUUUCAACACUUACAACUGGAAUAGCAGUUUUAUUUUGCUUGCACGUCUUCAUAAUGUGUGAGAUUAAAAAACAAAAACUACUUAUGCAGUAGUCUACUUGACUUGGGUAGGAUUAGUAUACUAUUCAAUGUUAUUCAAUAGAAGAUAAUGGGCAUGAAAAGCUAGGUGUAAAAAACAAACGGAAUAACUAAAGGACUGUAAACCUAGGACUUGAUUUAUUGGAACAGAUCACACACACCAAAAGGCAUAUUCUCUGUGCAUGUACUCUUUUGCUCUCAUGUUAUAAAUAUUAAUUUUGUGAAUGAAUCAUUGCAUAACUUUUUAAAUAGUAUAACAAUAAACUAUUUAUAUAUAUUAACCAAAACCACAAGAUGUCAGUGGAACACCUGUUCUCCUUGCCUCCCCUCUGCCCCUGUCUCUCUCUCUCUCUGUGUCAAUCUGCUGACCUAGUGAACUUGAGGUAAUUACGACUCCUAUAACUGGUAUGGUAUAUUUUUAUUGUGCGAGCAUGUUGUGCAUUAAAACUGAUAGAAACAUAUUUAAGCUAGGAUUUAAUCAAUUGUUGAUGUUUUAUCUGUACUGACACUAAACUACAACACUCAUUUGAUAGAAGUAAUGAAGAAUGAACAUAGACUAACAUGUUAUAACACAUUUUAUGAAUGUCUUAAUUCAUUAUUUGCAAUCUAUCAUUUGUAAACAUUUAUAAACUUUUAUAAGCAGAAAUAGCAUUACAGUUCAUAAGCAAUUAUAACAUGAAUGAUCAUAUAGGCCUAUACAGUUUUGUAAGCAUUCGUAAUGGCUUAUUCAUGAGAGUUAUUUUAAAGGGGCAAUCUUGGAAUCCUAAAUGAAUGAUAUAUACCCAUUGACUCUUGAAGAAUAAUACUUAUAAAUGCCUCAUGAGCUUAGUUCAAGUGUCGUGCCCCAUCAGAACCCAAAAUAUAAGCUUGCUUUACUCCAAUGUUUGUAAACAAAUUACAUUUAAUACAUGCUAUAAAGCUUAAUAAAGAGUUACAAUUUAGGAUUGUUAGUAUUUCUCACGCAAAAAUCAGCAUGCAUGUGUUGACCAGGGUAGUUGAGUAUUCAUGGUGACAAACGUAUGUUUUGUUGUGUCUUGUGAAACAUUAGGUUGGUGCUGUAUCUUGUGACAUCUCCGAUGCAGUGAGAGCGGGACAGUGGAGGACUAGCAUGGAUAUGAUGCCCUCUACUGCCCCACCAUAGCUCACACAACUGCAGGAAAAAGAUGACAUCGAGUCGCAGUGGUCAUCUGAUGAGCUUGAUGCUUUUGAUUGCCCAUGACCUGCUGGAGGAAGAAGCAGUAAAGGAAAAGGCUGCUUAUAUAGAAGAUAACUGCUCUGCUCCCGGAUAUGCCUGGGGGUCUUCUUGAGCUGCAGGUAUCGUACCACUCUGACCAAUUUAUUCUCAUUUGAUCUGCUUUGAAUACCUGACAUGUGAAAUCACCCAUACAGCCAUACAAAAUCCUAACUUAAUUAUCUUCUGUGCUACAUAUUGAUUUUGCAGUAUGUGUUAAAGCUUAUUUUGGAUGGAUUUGAUUUGCAUGGAAACUAAAUGAAUUGAAGGAAAUGAAUCAAUCUUAAACUUCCUCCUUGGAAUCUGUGCAAAAAGCUGAAUCCGACCAUUGAGAGACACACUGUGUAGACACUGGUGCCACAUUGCUUAAAAAGUUGGCCCAGACCAUCAACGAGUUUGAUGAGGACAAUAUAUACACUGCUCAAAAAAAUAAAGGGAACACUUAAACAACACAAUGUAACUCCAAGUCAAUCACACUUCUGUGAAAUCAAACUGUCCACUUAGGAAGCAACACUGAUUGACAAUAACAUUCACAUGCUGUUGUGCAAAUGGAAUAGACAACAGGUGGAAAUUAUAGGCAUUUAGCAAGACACCCCCAAUAAAGGAGUGGUUCUGCAGGUGGGGACCACAGACCACUUUUCAGUUCCUAUGCUUCCUGGCUGAUGUUUUGGUCACUUUUGAAUGCUGGCGGUGCUUUCACUCUAGUGGUAGCAUGAGACGGAGUCUACAACCCACACAAGUGGCUCAGGUAGUGCAGCUCAUCCAGGAUGGCACAUCAAUGCGAGCUGUGGCAAGGUUUGCUGUGUCUGUCAGCGUAGUGUCCAGAGCAUGGAGGCGCUACCAGGAGACAGGCCAGUACAUCAGGAGACGUGGAGGAGGCCGUAGGAGGGCAACAACCCAGCAGCAGGACCGCUACCUCCGCCUUUGUGCAAGGAGGAGCAGGAGGAGCACUGCCAGAGCCCUGCAAAAGGACCUCCAGCAGGCCACAAAUGUGCAUGUGUCUGCUCAAACGGUCAGGAACAGACUUCAUGAGGGUGGUAAUGAGGGCCCGACGUCCACAGGUGGGGAUUGUGCUUACGUGCAGGACGUGCAGGACUUUUGGCAUUUGCCAGAGAACACCAAGAUUGGCAAAUUCGCCACUGGCGCCCUGUGCUCUUCAAAGAUGAAAGCAGGUUCACACUGAGCACAUGUGACAGAGUCUGGAGACAACUUGGAGAACGUUCUGCUGCCUGCAACAUCCUCCAGCAUGACCGGUUUGGCGGUGGUUCAGUCAUGGUGUGCGGUGGCAUUUCUUUGGGUGGCCGCACAGCCCUCCAUGUGCUCGCCAGAGGUAGCCUGACUGCCAUUAGGUACCGAGAUGAGAUCCUCAGACCCCUUGUGAGGCCAUAUGCUGGUGCGGUUGGCCCUGGGUUCCUCCUAAUGCAAGACAAUGCUAGACCUCAUGUGGCUGGAGUGUGUCAGCAGUUCCUGCAAGAGGAAUGCAUUGAUGCUAUGGACUGGCCCGCCCAUUCCCCAGACCUGAAUCCAAUUGAGCAUAUCUGGGACAUCAUGUCUCGCUCCAUCCACCAACGCCACAUUGCACCACAGACUGUCCAGGAGUUGGCAGAUGAUUUAGUCCAGGUCUGGGAGGAGAUCCCUCAGGAGACCAUCUGCCACCUCAUCAGGAGCAUGCCCAUGCAUUGUAGGGAAGUCAUACAGGCACGUGGAGGCCACACACACUACUGAGCCUCAUUUUGACUUGUUUUAAGGACAUUACAUCAAAGUUGGAUCAGGCUGUAGUGUGGUUUUCCACUUUAAUUUUGUGACUCCAAAUCCAGACCUCCAUGGGAUGAUACAUUUCAUUUCCAUUGAUCAUUUUUGUGUGAUUUUGUUGUCAGCACAUUCAACUAUGUAAAGAAAAAUAAUAUUAAUUCAGAUCCAGGAUGUGUUAUUUUAGUGUUUCCUUUAUUUUUUGAGCAGUGUAUAUAUAUUUAACAUUUAUUUAACCAGGCAAGUCAACACAUUUUUUAUUUGCAACGAUGGCCUACCAUGAGGCAAAAAGGCCUCCUGCAUGGACAGGGGCUCGGAUUCCAAAUAAAAAUGUAGGACAAAACAUACAUCAUGACAAGAGAGACACCACAACACCAAAUAAACGGAGACCUAAUACUACAACACAGCAUGGUAACAACACAACAUGACAACAACACGGUAGCAACACAACAUGACAGCAGUGCAACAUGGUAGCAGCACAAACAUGAUACAAACAUUAUUGGGCAGACAACAGCACAAAGGGCGAAAAGGUAGAGACAACAAUACAUUACGAGAAGCAGCCACACGUGUCAGUAAGACUGUCCAGUUUGAGUGGGGUUUUUUGCAGCUCACUCCAGUCGCUUGCUACAGCGGACUGAAAAAAGGAGUGACCCAGGGAGGUGUGUGUUUUGGAGACGUUUAACAGAAUGUGACUGGCAGAAAGGGUGUUGUAUGUGCAGGAUGAGGGCUGCAUUAGGUAUGUCAGAUAGGGGGUAGUGAGACCUUAGAGGGUUUUAUAGAUAAGCAUCAACCAGUGGGUCUUGCGUUGGUUAUACAGAGAUUACCAGUUUACAGAGGAGUAUACUGUAGAGUGCUGUGAUGUGUCGUAUAAGGAGCAUUGGUGGCAAAUCUGAUGGCGAAUGGUAAAGAACAUCUAGCUGCUCGAAAGCACCCUUUCCUGACGAUCUAAAAAUUGCAUCUCCAUAAUCUAGCAUGGGUAGGAUGGUCAUCUGAAUCAGGGUUCAUUUGGCAGCUGGGUUGAAAGAGGAGUGAUUACGAUAGAGGAAAACAAGUCUAGAUUGAACCUUAGCCGGCAGAUUGGAUAUUUGUUGAGAGCAGGACAGUGUACUGUCUAGCCACACUCCCACGUAUUCGUAUGAGGUGACUACCUCAAGAUUUAAACCCUCAGAGUGAAUAAUCACAAUGGUGGGUAGAGGGUAAUUCUUCUUACUGAACCACAUGACCUUUGUUUGUGGGUGUUCAAAAUAAUGUUAAGGACAGAGAAAAACAACUGAACACUACGAAUGCUUUGUUGUAGAACCUUUAACAAAAAAUCCGGGAAUGGGCCAGCUGAGUAUAAGACUGUAUCAUCUGCAUAUAAAUGGAAAGGAGAGCUUCCUUACACCCAGAUGUUUUCUUGGGGUCAAGAUUAAGGAAAGCCUUUAGCACCUCGGACUCUGUGACCGACUGCAGGGAGAAACUGUGUACCAGGGCAGGGGAAAAAGAGGGAGGAGCAUUGGGGCUAGUUGCAUUAGAAGGGCUGAGAAAUUAGGAAAUUUUGGACGGGCAAGGAGGCAUGGCUGAGUCAAAUAGGAAUCCUGACUUAAUGAAGUGGUGAUUAAAGAGCUCAGGCAUGCACUCCUUGUCAGUAACAACCACAUCAUCAACAUUAAGGGACACGGGUGAGGAGGAGGGUGUGUUUUCCAGGUCUUUCACCGUUUUCCAGAACUUCUUGGAUUAGACCCACAGGGAGAGAACUGCUCCUUAAAGUAACUAACUUUGGCCUUCCAGAUCGCCUGAGUGCAAUUAUUUAUAAUUUUUCUGAACGACAGCCAGUCAGCCUGACUAUUUGUGUGCCGAGCCUUUUGUCAAAUGGUGUUCUUGAGGUGGAAAACCUCUGCCAGAUCACGGUCGCACCAGGGGCUGAAUCAUUUUUUAAUUCAAAUUUUCUUUAUGGGGAGUGUUCUAGCUUCUGGGCCUGAGUAACAGGCACUUUACUUUGGGCACGUCAUUCAUCCGAACUUCCGAACACUGCCCCCUAGGCCUAAGAGGUUUAACAAAUAUUAAAAAAGAAGGUCCAAGCGUCUUCGACAGAGGGGAUCAAGCUGAUUCUAUACCAAUUUAAAGAGGCCAGGUCAUGAAGGAAGGCUUGAUCAUUAAAGUUUUUUAGCAAUGACAAAUCAGGACAGGUUGUUUAACUGAGAAACCAUUACGAACACAGGCUGUAAAACAGUGGUCACUCAGGUCAUUGCAGAAAACACCAAACUAAUAUCAGGAUUAUUUGUAAGGAUAACAUCAAGAAGAGUAGACUUUUCUGGGUGUUUGGAGUCAUACAAUGGGAUUGGUAAUACUCUGAGAAAGAUUUAGGGAGUCCUAUUGCUUUAGGACUUAUUCAGUUGGUUUAACCAUGUCCCAGUUUAGGUCACCUAGCAGGACAAACUCAGACUUCAUGUUAGAGGAGAAGAGAGAGCUUAGGGCAGGUAGCGUAUAGGCCGGUGCUGAUGGUGGAAGAUAACAUCCAGCAAGAGUCAACAAAGAGCUAUUUGAAUGCUUAAUUAUUCAUGCUUAAAACCAGCUAAUCAAAUUGUUUGGGUGACAGACUUGGUGACAGAGCACUCAAGGUGUUCCUUGGUAAAGAUGGCCACUUCACCAACUUUGGAAGAUCUGUCGAACAAGGUUAUAAUCAAAAAGUUUAAUAUCAGAGCUCAAAACACUCUUUCUUAACCACGUCUCAGUAAUGACCAACACAUCUGGAUUGUAGCUGUGAACCCACAUUUUCAAUUGAUACAUUUUAAGACCGGUAUGACACAGAGGCAAAAGUGAAUAAGGCAGACAAAGAGGUACAGUAGAUUGUAUUCCAUAAUGUCCUCACUCUGGAAACAAAUACCGCCGGUCUUGACAAUAUCUAAGAUUUGACUGAGUUACAGUUUGUAUAAAGAAAUCAGUCAAUUGAAAUAAAUUAGUGGGACAACUGACAAAAAGAUAAGUUUUGCGAGUCAGAAGGUGAAGGGUUCUUCUACAUAGAAUAGUGUCGGAAAUCCCAGGACAUAGUGUCUAUAAUAAUGCAAUAAGCUCGAAUAGUUGCUAUCACAAACUCCAAACCCAGCACAAGUGUCACUGACUAGUUGAAUAUUAAUUUCCCACUGAGAAAACCAUUUAUGUACUUAUAUUUAUGUACAUAUAAAAUCAUUUGGC
This is a messenger RNA of Oncorhynchus keta (chum salmon), 7438 nucleotides long. RefSeq names its product troponin I, fast skeletal muscle-like. Lineage: Eukaryota; Metazoa; Chordata; Actinopteri; Salmoniformes; Salmonidae. Bases 441 to 965 code for a protein of 174 amino acids. Gene Ontology annotation, biological process: muscle contraction. The record is from RefSeq and is a predicted model, not a curated record. The transcript has 10 exons. Gene Ontology annotation, cellular component: troponin complex.